Molecule: messenger RNA, 1884 nt
Organism: Acytostelium subglobosum LB1
Lineage: Eukaryota; Evosea; Eumycetozoa; Acytosteliales; Acytosteliaceae
Exons: 2
Biological process (GO): carbohydrate metabolic process
Cellular component (GO): vacuole
Molecular function (GO): beta-galactosidase activity
Source: RefSeq, a predicted model, not a curated record
AAGAUAAUGACAACAAUACCAACAUUAUUGUUUGUUGCAUUGUUGGUGGCAACAGUUAUGUUGUUUGGUCAGACGACGAAUGCCGAGUCGUUUAUGAUCAGUGGAAACAACUUUGUGAAGGACGGCCAGAACUUCCAGAUCAUCUCGGGCUCCUUCCACUACAUGCGCUGCCACCCAAGCCUCUGGCGUGACCGUCUGCAAAAGAUGAAGGCGGCCGGACUCAACACGGUGCAGACGUACAUCGCCUGGAACCUACACCAGCCCACACCCGACACCUUUGACUUUGCCACCUACAACGUCACCAGCUUCAUCGAGAUCGCUCAGGAGGAGGGUCUGCUCGUGGUGAUCCGUGCCGGCCCCUACAUCUGUGGCGAGUGGGAGUUUGGCGGCUUCCCACCCUGGUUGCUCACGCUCGAUCCCAACAUCGCGCUGCGUACCUCUGACCAGACCUACCUCAACGCCGUCACCGACUGGUUCACCGUGCUGCUGCCCAUCCUCAACACGCAGCUCUACACCAAUGGCGGCCCCAUCAUCAUGAUGCAGGUCGAGAACGAGUACGGCAGCUACGGCUCCGACAAGAACUACCUCAACUACCUGCUCUCGCUCUACAUCAAGUUCUUUGGCGAGGGUCGUGGCGACGGCAGCGGAGUCAUCUUCCACAGCACCGACGGCUCGGGCAGCGGCUACCUCUACGGCUCGCAGAUCCCAGGCGUCUACCAGACCAUCGACUUUGGCCCCACUGACGAUCCCCAGAGCAACUUUGACAUUCAACGCAAGUUCGUGCCAACCGGCCCACUCAUGAACUCUGAGUACUACACUGGUUGGUUGACUCACUGGCUCGACUCUAGUGAAGCACGCGUCGACGCCAAGACCGUCGCCGACGGCCUCUACGACAUCCUCAAGCUGGGCGCCAGCGUCAACAUGUACAUGAUGUACGGUGGCUCCAACUUUGGCUUCAUGAACGGUGUCAAUGGCGGUGACCCCGGAGACUUUGAGAUCACCACCCAAUCCUACGACUACGACUCACCCAUCAGCGAGGCCGGUGACAUCACACCCAAGUACUUGGCCGUGCGCGAUGCCAUCGUCAAGUGGACGAACCAACCCCUCGGACCAGUGCCAAACAACUCCACUCACAUGGCCUACGGCACCAUCCAGUUGACUCAAGCCGCUUCGCUCUUUAACAACCUCCAGCAGCUCUCGCCCAACCCAUUCAUCACCACUGGACGUCCAAUGAUGUUUGAGGAGAUGAAGCUCAACUAUGGCUUUGCCCUCUACGAGGCCGACAUCAACACUGAGUACCAAUCCAACAGCCUCAGCGUGAUGGAUCUGCGCGACCGCGCCACAUUCUACAUCAACAACACCAACCAAGGUUUUGUCCAGCGUUCGUCCAACAGCUCAAUCAAUGUUCAAUUCACCGAUGGCGAUACCAACCAGGUUCGCAUCCUUCUCGAGAAUCAGGGUCGUGUCAACUACGGCUCAUACAUGCACGAUCCAAAGGGUCUGGGCAAUGGUGUCCUUGCCGGAUUCGAGUACCUCGGACCAUGGAACAACUACCCACUCUCCCUUGAGGAUCUGUCCAACAUCCAAUGGGUCGAGAGCAACGAAUACAACCAAGGUGGUGAGCCAACAUUCUACCGUGGUAACAUCACAAUCAACUCUGUCAAUGACAUUGGAGAGACUUUCCUCGCAUUCACUGGACUUGGAAAGGGUAACCUGUGGAUCAAUGGAUUCAAUGUUGGUCGUUACUGGAACGUUGGUCCACAGCGUACUAUGUACGUGCCAUCAGUGCUUCUUCAUCAAGGUCAGAACGAGGUCAUCAUCUUUGAGACACUUGAGUCAAAGGUGACAUCGAUUGACUUUGUCGAUGAACCAUUCUUUAAUUAG